GACACAUUGAUUCACGCACUCGCUGAAGUAGCUACAGAAGAAAGGACAGCUCACAUUGAUUCACAUCUCGCCGAAGUAGCUACAGACUGAUCGACGUGGGAGAAGACCAUAUCCUAUGAGUACAGUUUUCAACAGAGGGUUCAUUUUUCUAGUGGACUCUACUCUUCAGCAAACAUAUCAGGCUGUCAAGUUCACAUCAUCAUAUUGAUCAUCAUAGUCCGGUUCUCUUUUGGACUGUUUGAGUCUUUAACAGUCUGACAAUCAUCAGUCACGAGAUUGGGUGAUCACGGUAAUCAGGAUGCCGGUCCAGCCAGAGAACCACCUUCCCAGGCCUCCUAGCCAAUCAGUGGUCCCUGCUCCUUCCUGCAUCUUUUCAGACAUCUUCUUCAUCUGAGUCAGAACCGCAUCCAGUCCCUCUCCAUCCCCCGUAGUGCUGGGAAUGUAAAUACAACACUGCUCCCCCAAUAUUACACAGACUCCGCCGCUGUACACAUUGGGCACGUGCAGUUUAACCUCUCCUGUUGUUUAUCCCACGGCUUCAUUUCUGGCCCCGUGAGGAAGGCCUCACAUUUACUCCACGUAUGUGGGUGUGGAACUAUAGGCUAAGGUUUUAUUGCAAAUCGAGGCCCACUACACACCAGACAGUCACCUGUGGGAUGGUGCGCCAGUGUUGUUUUGCUAACCCACCGGUACCAAUCACUGCUCGCAGCCGCUCUUUUAUGAUAAUCAGUGACCUGUUUUGGAAUGUUAUUAUGCACAGUAAGCCUAUUAUCAGCACUAUCCCCACAGCCAGCCCUGCAGCAACAACUUAAAGGUUGUUAAUUUCAUUUUAGCUAGUGGGCAGCAACUAAUCCCAAGAACUGUUGUUAUUUUCUUCACCGGGUUUGAGACGGAUGAUACCUGUUGUACUCAUCCCCCUUUGUAACCGGUCUUCAGUUCUUAGGUGUCUGCUUGUCCCUCUGUUACUGCCGUGUUUACCUUUUUACAGUCAGUGAGGUGCACCCAGGAGGAUCUUUCAGCAAUUCUUCCUGCUGUGGGCAUAGUCAACAGCACCUGAUAUGGUCCUUUCCACCAGGGCGACGUCCAGAUUUUCUUCUUGAUGUCUUACCACCACCCAGUCUCCUGCUCUCACCACUGGAUCGUCUUCUGGUUCUACUGGCUUCUGUGGGGGCUAAGACAGAACUGAUAACAGUUUUUUGUUCCAAAAUUGCCCUCAUGUGGUCUACCAGGGUCUGGUCAUCUGCUGGUUUCAUUAUCUUUCCAAAUAUGGGCAUAACAUAUGGUUUCCCAUAUACUCUCUCGAAUGGGGAGAGACCUCUCUGUCUCAUGCUUAAUACUACCAGAGGGAGACAGUGAGUCCAAUUAUUUCCCGUCUCUUGUUCCCCAGUCUAGGUUUUUUCAAGAGUAGGCCCUAUUGAAACCGCUGAUGCAACAACAACCAAUAGUCUGAAAAAUGAAAUUGAUGUGGCCAAAUCCAUGUUGCUCAAGAAGUUGUCAACAGUGUGUCGACAUAUACAGGGCUAUAAGGAAGCCUUUCCAGAGCUACAUGCAGUGUAUGCAACUGCACUGGUGAUUGGAGUAUCCUCAGCAUGAUGUGAGAGUUCUUUCUCCACUCUGUCACGUGUCCUAACACCCUUCCGCCACACAAUGCUGCAUGACAGAAAAAGGAAUUUGGUGAUUCUGGCACAUGAAAAAUUUAUCACCAAGAGUAUUGAUUUGGAUGAGUUUGUUUGGGCUUUUAUGAAAACAAACAGAAGACUCAUGCUUUGAGGCAAUUACUUUGUGUUUUGCAGUGGGAAUAGCUAGGCCUUUUUUUCUUUUAACCAUAUUGUUAGAAAUCUCGUGGCAGCACGGAUGGUGCAGUGGGUAGCACUGCCGCCUCACAGCAAGGAGGUCCUGGGUUCGAAUCCCCGUCGGCCGGGGCCUCUCUGUGCGGAGUUUGCAUGUUCUCCCCGUGUCUGCGUGGGUUUCCUCCGGGUACUCCGGUUUCCUCCCACAGUCCAAAGACAUGCACGUUAGGCUGAUUGGAGAGUCUAAAUUGCCUGUAGGUAUGAGUGUAUGAGUGUAUGAGUGUAUGAGUGUGUGAGUGAAUGGUGUGUGUGCCCUGAGAUAGACUGGCGACCUGUCCAGGGUGUAUUCCUGUCUUUUGCCCAAUGUAUGCUGGGAUAGGCUCCAGCCCCCCUGCGACCCUGAUCAGGAUAAGCGGGUUCAGAUAAUGGAUGGAUGUUAGAAAUCUCCAACCGUUUUAACAGAAACCAUAGCCCACAAAUCUUUUUUAUUUGAUAUUUUUUUACAUUACCUUUGUUUGUAAAGUGCUUGCUGCUUUAUUUCUUGAAACAGUCCUGAGAUUCGGUGUAGUGGUGGUUCAGCGUAAUCACUGAAUGGGUGAUGUAGGCAACCGUAAGCUCCAUGUUUGGGACAAAUACUUUUUUUUUUUGAUUUAGCUAAAGAGCAAACUCAGCUUUUAUUUAAAGGGAUAACCUUAUUUCACUUUGGUACAACAUAAUUAAUUUUGUGGAGCUUACCCCAUUUUUUUUGCAUAAAGCAGCUGUCAUUUGCCAGGGUGGUAUACAAUAGUUAACUCUGCUGUUAGCCUUCUACUUUUGCAUAAUAUAUAAGACUGUUUUAAUACUUCAAAUGGGUGGGUUUCCUCCGGUUUUCUCCCACAGUCCAAAGACAUGCAGGUUAGGCUGAUUGGAGAGUCUAAAUUGCCCUUGGCUAUAAGUGUGUGAGUGAAUGGUGUGUGUGUGCCCUGCGAUGGAGUGGCGACCUGUCCAGGGUGUAUUCCUGCCUUUCACCCAAUGUAUGCUGGGAUAGGCUCCAGCCCCCCUGCGAACCUGUUCAGGAUAAGCGGGUUAGGAUAAUGAAUGGAUGAAGGUUUCUGCCCACUUCUGGAAUUUGUUUAAAUCUUCUUGGAUUACCUUAGUAGCUUCCAGACAGUUGGCUAAACCCCCCAGUUUUGUAUCAUCCGCAAAUUUAACUUGUACAUUCAAUAUCUGCGUCUAGGUCAUUUAUGUAAAUGAGGAAGAGCAGUGGACCUGGAACCGAACCCUGUGGAACUCCACUUCCCACUUCACCCUGCUCAGAUAAGAUCCCUCCUACUACUACCCUUUGUGUUCUAUCCUGUAACCAGUUCUGAACACACUGUGAAAUGCAUCCUGUAAUUCCUACUGACCUCAUUUUGAAAAUGAGUUUGUCAUGUGGUACCUUGUCAAAUGCUUUUAUGAAGUAUAUAAUAUCAUAGGCCUUGCUCCCAUCUAGACACAUGUGCAUGUGGUUGCAAGGAUACACACAUGCACAUGCACACACAAAUAUAAACAAACGAGGGGAAAAGGCCUGGGAACUGUAUGGCACACACAGUGCCCUAAAUAAAAAGGUGCCCCCCACCCCACUGAAUUUCUGUUGUUAGAACACCUCAGCAGGAACAUGAUCAGUUCACUAUAACUAAGAUGUUGAGAUCAGAUCAGACAUAUUUCCGAAAAUAGAGCGAUGCAAGUAUUUCAUAUUCAGACUUCUACUGUUGCCUAUUUCUAACAAAGAACUCUAUAAACGUAUCAUAGCCUUUGUAUGUAAACGUCACUACAGAAACUUAAUUUUAUUAUGAUUAUUAGGAAGCAGGUUUUUUGAUAAUCAAAUGUUUUUUUAUUCAGCAAAAAUACUGAAACAUCUUUACCCAACAUUCCAACCCUUAACAAAUUUUAAGACACGCCUUUCUCGCGUUUGCACAGGUGGACUUUUAUUUUGAAUCUGAUUCUGCCUUAUUACUCUUGCUCACCAUAACUCAUUUAACGGUACUGUCUGUCAUGAUUACGAAUGUAUGAGCAUCUAGAUUAAAUGGUUUCAAACUGAAAUGAAUACUGGUGUCUGGAAACUCAGAUUAGAUACUCGUUUCACUUUUUGAAUUAAUGUGGUGUAUUGGAUUGAAGGCUAUAAGAGUCAAUCAGACUCCACAGAAGAAGAGAUAGCGGCUAUUUUUUAAAUUGUGAGGGCACACGUUGAAAAUGAAUGUCUGAAGAUGUCAAAUUUCAUCGCAUCAGAAUUUGACGUUGUGACAGAUUCAUUUUCUUCGUCUAAAGAGGUGCAUUAUUGCCCUUUUAACACGCCAUUUUCUGCCGUCUACUUUUACAGUCUAUGGCACAAAAUGACGUUUUAGCAACGUUGGCGUCCAUACGUCAGAAACUUCGCGCCACCGACUUGAUGCCGUGCAGCCAAUGGCAGGAUGUUCAUGCAAAUACGGUCCGGCUGUCCAAAUUUAACCCGCCCUCAAUGGCGUAUCUGAUUGGUAAACGAUGGAUAUACUUCCUGAUAUCCGCGUCUUCCUUUCGGCACAUAUACAGAAAAAGUACCGCCUUCCCUGUAUAACCAAUGAGAGCUUUAAAAAAACAACACGCCAAUGUAAAAUAGAUAGUUUAGAGGCGGGGACUUGCGUAAGGGAGGGAUAAGAAUUUGGCGGCAGUUUUUAGUGGGUAUCUGGAGACCGCGAGAGAGAUAUAGUUAUCGUCGAAAGAAACAACGGGUCGGCACAUUUGUGUUUCUUCAGUUCCGGAAGUCAAGCCCAAGCAAGAUGCCUAGCACCCGCUCUCAGAGCCAGCCCACUCUGCCGUUCCCGAAGCGGAAAUCUGCCUGCUCCAGAUCUCAGGAGACGACUCGGCCAAAGCAGGGAUCUCUAUGUUCACCGGACCCUAAAACUACCAGCAAGAUCCAGUUGCAGUGCCUGUCUACCAGAUCUGCUGCCCUGAACCCCAAGUGUGCCCCAGAGCCCCAUAGGGCAGCCGUUCAACCAUUAAGUCCUCGUAAGCGUAUAGGAGAUGAGAAUGGAUGCAAUCUUCCCUCUACCCUCCUGGGCUCACCCCCGAAGCAGAGAUUCCCUGAGUUGUCCUCACCCCGUAAGCUGAACUUUGAUGAGAACACCCCCAUUUUGUCACACAUGCACAAGGAGUCGACCUUCCCAAAGCACCCCCUUGUAGAUGUGGCCUCUCCGAAUGCCCACUCCACCAUCCACCAGCCUCAAGAUACUUGUUCAAGCUCCUCUGCCCAUUCAGAGAAAAAGGCUGUGGUUCAGCUGCACUCUGGGGAAGAAUCUCGUUACCACAGUGUGAAGCAGGCACUCCACACAGCUCUUCCUGAACAGCUGUUGUCCAGGGACAAGGAGCGUGCUUCCAUUCGCUCCUUUCUGACUGACAAGGUGAAGCUGGGUCUUCCUGCCAGCCUCUACAUAUCUGGAGCUCCAGGAACAGGAAAGACCGCCUGCCUUAACUGCAUACUGCAGGAGAUGGAGGAUCAGUUGCAGUCUGUACAAAAGGUGAUCAUCAACUGCAUGAGGCUACGCAGCUCCCAGUCCAUUUUCCCCCUGCUGGUUGAGCGACUAGGUGCCUCCAGGGGCCACAGUGUUCGGUCUUUGGAUAACCUACUUACGACCACAGGGCCCACAGUUCUGUUGGUUCUGGAUGAGAUGGAUCAGCUGGACAGUAAAGCCCAAGAUGUCCUGUACACCAUCUUUGAAUGGCCGUACCUCCCUAAAUCUCGCCUUUGCCUGAUUGGUAUCGCCAAUGCUCUUGACCUUACAGACCGCAUUCUGCCCCGGCUGCAGUCACGACCUCACUGUCGUCCCAUGUUGCUCCACUUCCCUCCCUAUAGCAGGCAGGAGCUCACAGCCAUCAUGCAAGAUCGUCUUGCACAGGUGUCAGGGGAGGUGGUCUUGGAUGCAGCCGCAGUGCAGUUUUGUGCCAGAAAGGUGUCUGCGAUGUCAGGAGAUGCUCGCAAAGCUCUGGAUAUCUGCAGGAGAGCGGUGGAAAUCGUGGAGUCUGAUGCAAGGAAGAGGAAGCUGAAUCUGGCCUCUGACACCAAAGGGUCCUAUGUGAGUGUCCCCCAGGUGGCAAGGGUUCUUUCUGAGGUUUAUGGGGACCGCAUGGCCACUGGAGGCGGGGAGGAAGAAAGCUUCCCCCUCCAACAGAAGCUCCUGGUCUGCUGCUUGCUGUUGCUGACGAGGCAAGGGAAGAGCCGCGAGAUCCCUCUAGGCAAGUUACACGAAGUGUACAGUCGCUUAUGUAUCCAGAGGCAGGUGGCAGGUGUGGGCCAAGGGGAGUGCUUGUCCCUCUGUAGUCUGCUGGAGAGUCGAGGCAUCUUCUCCAUGAAGAAGGCCAAGGAGGCACGUCUUAUCAAGGUGUGUCUGAAGAUUGAGGAGAGGGAUGUCGAGAAUGCUCUGAAGGACCGUACCCUCCUGGGCAGUAUCCUCUCCACUGGUCUGCCAUGAUGUCUCUCCUUCCCAUUAUGAUGUGGCAUCUAUUGUUGUCCUUCCACAGAACCCUUAGAGUAUUUAUAAGUUGGUAAAUGAUGAAGCUGUUGCAGACUCAUGUUGGUGACUUAAUUCUUAAAGCAUAUGUAUAUAAAUUUUCUUUCCAAAAAGGUGACUACACUUACCUGAGAUCAUUUAGCCAUUUGAAUGUAUAUUAAUUGGUUGUCUGUAGUGGUCUUGCUGUAAUAUUGCUGUUAAAUAUUUUGGACGAGUAGCUGGUACACAGUGGAACACUACUAAUAUUUUUGGUUCAUGGCUUGGACAGUUUUUACAUUUUUAUCCAUAGCAUAAGUAUAAUGUUUCUGUGCAGAUUUAUUUUUAUUUAAGUUUUCUAAAAUGCGUGUGUAUUUUUUAUUUUUUAAAAUAAAUGUAUAGAUAUGCUUUCUUCUCUUA
Messenger RNA from Conger conger (European conger), 6688 nucleotides. It is a transcript of the gene cdc6, whose product is annotated as cell division cycle 6 homolog (S. cerevisiae). The coding region runs from base 4565 to 6253 and encodes 562 amino acids. The transcript is spliced from 13 exons. The record is from RefSeq and is a predicted model, not a curated record. NCBI's taxonomy places the organism in Eukaryota, Metazoa, Chordata, Actinopteri, Anguilliformes, Congridae. Gene Ontology annotation, biological process: DNA replication initiation; mitotic DNA replication checkpoint signaling; cell division. Gene Ontology annotation, cellular component: nucleus. Gene Ontology annotation, molecular function: ATP hydrolysis activity; ATP binding; DNA replication origin binding.